Castor canadensis (American beaver) is the source of this 1263-nucleotide messenger RNA. RefSeq names its product carbohydrate sulfotransferase 8 (gene Chst8). Gene Ontology annotation, biological process: proteoglycan biosynthetic process; carbohydrate biosynthetic process. The record is from RefSeq and is a predicted model, not a curated record. Gene Ontology annotation, molecular function: sulfotransferase activity. Lineage: Eukaryota; Metazoa; Chordata; Mammalia; Rodentia; Castoridae. Gene Ontology annotation, cellular component: membrane.
AUGACCCCACGACCUGGAACGAUGCGGCUGGCCUGCAUGUUCUCAUCCAUUCUGCUCUUCGGAGCUGCAGGCCUCCUCCUCUUUAUCAGCCUGCAGGACCCCACGGAGCUGGCCCCCCAGCAGGUGCCAGGAAUGAAACUCAACAUCAGAGCACAGCAGCCUCACACUGACCUCCAACCAGGCACUUCCCAGGAUGGCGACUUAAAAGUACCAUCAUCCGACAGGGUCACCCGAGACUUGUCCACCCGGGUCCCCAGGAGCCUCCACCUGCAGGUGCCUGACCAGCCUCGACCCCACCCAAAGAGACUCCGGCAGCGCCGCCGGAGGCUGCUUAUCAAAAAGAUGCCAGCUGCGGUGGCCAUCGGGACCAAUGGCUCAUCUGAGACCUUUCUCAGGCCGGGUCCCCGCGCUCUGGACAGUCACUGGGUCAGUCUACACCGCAGCCAGCAGGAGCGCAAGCGGGUGAUGCGGGAGGCCUGUGCCAAGUACCGGGCGAGCAGCAGCCGCAGGGCCAUCACGCCCCGCCACGUGUCCCGCAUCUUCGUGGAGGACCGCCACCGUGUCCUCUACUGCGAGGUGCCCAAGGCGGGCUGCUCCAACUGGAAGCGGGUGCUGAUGGUGCUAGCCGGGCUGGCCUCAUCCACCGCGGACAUCCAGCACAACACGGUCCACUAUGGCAGUGCCCUCAGGCGUCUGGACACCUUCGAUCGCCAGGGCAUCCUGCACCGCCUCAGCACCUACACCAAGAUGCUCUUCGUCCGCGAGCCCUUCGAGAGGCUGGUCUCUGCUUUCCGCGACAAGUUCGAGCACCCCAAUAGCUACUAUCACCCUGUCUUUGGCAAAGCCAUCCUAGCCCGGUACCGGGCCAACGCCUCGCGGGAGGCGCUGCGGACGGGCUCUGGCGUGCGGUUCCCUGAGUUCGUCCAGUACCUGCUGGACGUGCACCGGCCCGUGGGAAUGGACAUCCACUGGGAUCACGUGAGCCGGCUGUGCAGCCCCUGCCUCAUCGACUAUGACUUCGUGGGCAAGUUUGAGAGCAUGGAGGUUGAUGCGAACUUCUUCCUGCGCCUCAUCCACGCGCCGCGGAACCUGACCUUCCCGCGCUUCAAGGACAGGCACUCGCAGGAGGCGCGCACCACCGCGCGGAUCACGCACCGGUACUUCGCCCAGCUCUCUGCCCUGCAGCGCCAGCGCGCCUACGACUUCUAUUACAUGGACUACCUGAUGUUCAACUACUCCAGGCCCUUCGCGGACCUGCACUGA